ACAAAUAGAAACACAAAUAUAUAAGGCCAUAAUUUUGUGUUUGGCAUAAGUUACUACAUUAAGCUAAUAAAUUAAUUUCAUAUCAAAAUAACUUAAUAAUCUACAUUGGUUUCUUAUAGAAUUCUGAAACUGAAGUUGUUGAACAAGCGGAGGUGGCAAAAACUGUGUUCCUUACCUCUAGGAACAGGCCUCGGUAUCCACCAAAGGAGGAAAUCGGAUUUCGAAAGCCGAGAGCCGUGUGGUGGAUUCUUGUGAUCGCUUUGGAAGUGAUCUUCAUUGUUGGCGCCGUUGUAGUGACGGCUUGUGCGGCAAGCAUCUCAAGUUUUCGGCGUAAGACCUUGUGGAGCUUUCCCAUAUGGGAAUUGGCACUGACAUGCGGGAUAACCGUAGCUUCGAGGCUCAUCGCUUGCUACUUGGUGAGGAUCAUCGGAGUGGUGAUAAGGUGGAUCUUCAGAUCCAUGCAGCUGACGGUUUAUGUUCUCCAUGGCCUUCAACACGCGGCAUGGGUGUGGAUGACUAUGGUGUUUAUCAUCACACCUUGGUUUAUUAUCCUCUCGAAUAAGGCGACAAAGGAGCAAAAGGUGGUGCUUCUCGUGUUGCUCCAGGUCAUCACGGCGGUUCUGAUAAUCUCCACCUUGUGGUUCACGAAGGCAAUCAUCACAACGUGUUGUUCAGCGUGGUUCCACUUGACGACCUAUCAAGAGCGGAUCGAGGAGUCUCUUUUCAGUUGGUACGUCAUCGAAGCACUUUCGGGUCAUCCUUGGAGCAAAAUACGUCAUCUGUUUGACCCAAAGAGGACAUCGGCUUGGGACAUGAAGAAGAUUAUCAUGGACCAAAAACACAUUGGCAUAGGCGUAAAGAUCCGGGAUGAAUCCGAGGCGGAGACUGCCGCAAAAACAAUAUUCUGAAAGUAGCCAAGCGAGAAUCCAAGUAAGAUUCUGCUUCAUGUCUUUGAUAUUUUUCCUUUUAGAAUAAAUACUCUCGGACCCAUUAUUAUAUAUGUAAUAUAAUAUUAAUUAAAAUGAAAUCGUUAACUUUCGAAUGAAAUAUCAACCCGUGGUGUACCGCGGAUCAAUCUUUAAUUGAUAAACAUAUUAC
This is a messenger RNA of Arabidopsis thaliana (thale cress), 1098 nucleotides long. Its product is annotated as mechanosensitive ion channel-like protein. Bases 459 to 908 code for a protein of 149 amino acids. Lineage: Eukaryota; Viridiplantae; Streptophyta; Magnoliopsida; Brassicales; Brassicaceae. The transcript has a single exon. The record is from RefSeq and is marked reviewed. Gene Ontology annotation, cellular component: membrane.